Molecule: messenger RNA, 153 nt
Organism: Pseudocercospora fijiensis CIRAD86
Lineage: Eukaryota; Fungi; Ascomycota; Dothideomycetes; Mycosphaerellales; Mycosphaerellaceae
Exons: 4
Coding region: 1-153 (50 amino acids)
Source: RefSeq, a predicted model, not a curated record
AUGGAUUCCAGUGUUGGUGGGGCGCUUAAUUUUGGGGAUAGCUGGAAGGCUGAUGAGAUGAGAAGAUCGAGUCUCUCGGGAACGGGAGAAAUGUUAUAUCCACAACUGCGGUUCUUCGCAGUGGUUUAUUUUAAGGCUGAUCUGCUGAUCUAG